AUGGCCGCAACAACAACGAAGAAGAUCUUCAUGACCUUCUUGCUCGUGACAACAACGGCUCUCUUGGCUUCAUGCUCUGCGAAGGUCUACAAAGUCGGAGACGCCGACGGAUGGACGACCAAGGAUGAUGUCUAUUACAGUUGGGCUGAAGGUAAAGAAUUCCACGUCGGAGAUUCUUUGGUCUUCGAAUACGACCGUAGCUUGAACGACGUCACACAAGUCUCCGGCGCUUUGGAGUACCAAUUCUGCGACUCUUCUUCUCCCAAAGCCGUCUACAACACAGGGCACGAUGUCGUAACCCUCACGGAACCAGGGUUUUAUUACUUCAUCAGCUCAAACCAUGUUCAGUGCUCGUUGGGACAGAGACUCGACGUUCUUGUCGUCCACGACCCGUCGCGUCCGGUUCCUCCACCACCACCGAGCAAGAUCCUUCCUUUCGGAAAAACCUACAAAGUCGGUGGUGACGCUAAAGGAUGGAGUGUUCCUGAAGAAAGUGAGUUCUAUAACAAGUGGAGCGACGAGAAACAGUUUCUUGUUGGAGACAAUCUUGUUUUCGAAUACAACGAGGAAGUCAACGACGUCUUAGAGAUCAGCGGCGAUCUUGAAUUCAAAUACUGCGACCCUACUUCUCCUGCUGCCGUGUACAAGACGGGACAUGAUCGCAUCACGCUCACCAAACCAGGAGUCCACUAUUUCAUUAGCUCCAAGACAGGUCACUGUGAGGCUGGGCUUAAGCUUCGUGUCGUGGUCGGACCAACACCCAAUGUUCUUCCAAAGUUGUCACCGUUGGACCGUCUCACUAAGCAUUCGGAUCAAUUACUCAAGCUUAUGCUACUUUCUUUUCCGAUUUGGUUUUGA
Molecule: messenger RNA, 858 nt
Organism: Microthlaspi erraticum
Lineage: Eukaryota; Viridiplantae; Streptophyta; Magnoliopsida; Brassicales; Brassicaceae
Source: the annotation of a GenBank genome assembly